AUGGAAUCGCCUAAACGGGUCCCAAGCGGAUCACGGCAUACAUACCGAGGACAUCGUCGAGAGUCUUAUUACCCGAUCGACAAUGCAGAACUAGUUGAGCUACGCGCCAGACAAAGGACUUUUGACGGUGCAUACGCUAGAACGUCGUUAGGCACGCUUGGGUCUACUAUCGUCUUUUUGAAACUUUUCGACCGAAGAUUCUACCGAAUUGGUCUGCUUUAUUGCAUCCUUACUGCCUUGUUGGCUCUAACAACGGUUGUCCGGCGGAAGCACUCUCGACAUGACUUCUCCGAUAAAUACAGAGGCAUCGGAGGACGAGGGGAUGGUACCGGUGAUGAUGAUCGUCUGACCCUGGAGGGGGGAGGAGACCCGGUACCAGUGCGGAUAUUUGGUAGACCUUUUGUGACUGCUGGACGGAUCGUAAUUAUCAUUAGCCUUCUUGUGGUAACGAUCCAAGUGACACUUUUAGCAUUCAUUUUCGAAUUACCGCAUCGCGAUGCGUAA
Cantharellus anzutake is the source of this 504-nucleotide messenger RNA. RefSeq lists its product as uncharacterized. Lineage: Eukaryota; Fungi; Basidiomycota; Agaricomycetes; Cantharellales; Hydnaceae. The coding region runs from base 1 to 504 and encodes 167 amino acids. The record is from RefSeq and is a predicted model, not a curated record. The transcript has 3 exons.